GUGUCUAGCGUGUGAGAAACACUAAGGAGGUCCGCGUUUUUGUCAUCACCCACAGCCACCUUUACCCGUUUUGCUACCCGGAACUCGCUACCUAUUUACUCAAAGCCAGACCGAUGCGAAUUCUGCGCUAUGUAAACAAGCUGUGAUGAGUCAGGAUGUACAGUUUUUCCCAGGGUUGGUUCUGGUUCUAUCGAUUCUGCUGCUUUAUUUAGAAGUGAAAUUACACCCCCUGGGCUCACUGGCAACCCUGAACGUGACACCUGUCGCUAAACAGCAGCCAGGAACUGAGGUCUAGAUGGAACAGAUUAAACGGGCCAACAAACUGUUUACCAAUGACUGUAUAUUUCUGAAGAAGACUCUGAGCAUCCCAAUUCUAUCAGAGAAGCCUUUGCUCUUUAACGGACUUAACUCCAUUGAUUCUCCAGAAAAGGAAACUGUUGAUAGCAGCUUUUGUCCUGAAGAGGAGCCUGUGGUGGCUGGGGAAGAACUGCCCCCUCCCAGUCCUCAGGAUCCAGAUCCCGAGCCUGUGCAGCCCGAGGAAGUGUCUGCCAGAGAUUUCCUUCAGAGACUUGAUUUGCAGAUUAAGCUAUCAACACAGGCAGCCAGAAAACUCAAAGAAGAGAGCAGGGAUGAAGAGAGCCCCUAUGCCGCUUCCCUCUAUCAUAGUUAGUGACUGGCGGACCCAGAUCACAACAUGGCUGGACCCUAAAGAAUCCACCGGCUGGGGUUUCAGAGGCAAUGCUGCCUCUGGACUCCCAUAGUGCGCACCUUCGAGCCACAGUAGAGCAACCGCAGCUGCGCUGAAGCGAUCAAUCCCUCUGGCUUCCUGUAGUUAAGUCUUAUUAUGGCAUGAUAGCAAAACUGUAUUCUAAAGCCCAUCACUUGGUAGAUGGUGGUAGUUUUAGACUGGCUUUUGUGGCUACAAAGAGCAUCAGAGACUAUUUAUAUAUUUAAGCCAAAAGCAAUGUUUAUUUCCUGAUGAGAUCCUAAAUACAUGGAAGACUUGGUGGCUGUAAAGUGAUAAUGCAUUUGCUGUGUGUUUAUAACUCAAGUGCUAUAGUAUAUAUUUCAGUAUCACAUAUUCUGUACUACUGUAAAGAACCAAAUUUUGUCUGCUAUUUUGUAAAAGUAAAAUACAAAUGUCUGGGUGAGAAAAUAAACUAUGUUUUCACAUAGAAGCCUUCUUUUCUUUUUCAAAAUGAAGAAAUAAAGUUGAUUUUUGUUUUGUUU
Myodes glareolus (Bank vole) is the source of this 1230-nucleotide messenger RNA. The record is from RefSeq and is a predicted model, not a curated record. NCBI's taxonomy places the organism in Eukaryota, Metazoa, Chordata, Mammalia, Rodentia, Cricetidae.